GUUCAUUCUGUUAAGUUAUGAAGUGCAACCGUGAUACAUUAUUGACAUAAUAACGUGAUAUUACAUUAGACUUCUGUACAAAGUUGCUCCAAAAUUGACGGCGCUGUGACCCUGCGGAUCCGAGCUGACCUGCCAGGCGACGGGAACGAGUGACGACGUGCUAACGAGUUAGCAGGGAAGCUAUCGCUAUCUAGUGUGUGCGCGGUGGGGUCGAUUUAUGUAUGAUACAGAUCAAUUUUCGAGGUUAUAUUGCCUUUUAUUUUAGGAUAGCCAUCCAAGUGAUUUAAUUAUGCCUAGCAAAAAGAAGAAAUACAACGCCAGAUUCCCUCCGGCAAGGAUUAAGAAGAUUAUGCAGACAGAUGAAGAAAUAGGCAAAGUGGCUGCAGCAGUACCUGUUAUUAUUUCGAGAGCCCUGGAGCUUUUUUUGGAAUCAUUGCUUACAAAGGCCUGUCAAGUCACCCAGUCUAGGAAUGCAAAGACGAUGACAACAUCGCAUCUAAAGCAGUGUAUUGAGCUGGAGCAACAGUUUGAUUUCUUGAAAGACCUGGUGGCAACGGUGCCGGACAUGCAGGGCGAGGGGGAAGAGAACCACACAGAGGGGGGAGGAGAAAAAGUCCCACGCAGGGGUAGAAAACCAGGCUCUGGCCGCAAGAAUGGGGGAGCUGGCUCCAAAGGCAAGGACAAGAAGUUGUCUGGCACAGAGUCGGAGCAAGAGGAUGACUCUGAAGACAGCGAGACGGAUGGGGACGAGGAGGACGGCUCUCAGUCCAGCACAAAUCAGCAGGCUGCUUCCAGGUUCCACAGCUCAAACGACCCCCCCCAGUACAUGCAGAUGGGCAGCAUGGCCUCAAUGGGCAGCAUGGCUCCGGCACAGCCCCAGGGCGGCAUGGCCUUCGCCCCCCACCCCUCCAUGAUCAGCGUCGCACCGCCUCCCCCAGCCCCCGAGCCGCACAAAAACGAGGACGACGACGACGAUGAAGACUAUGACUCUUAGCUCCCUCCUCCUUCCUACUCCACCACUCUCACACACACACACACACGCGCACAUACACUCUUCAACAUUAUUUUCGAUUUCUUAAGUUGUUGUUGCGGCGGCCGCUCCGAGCAGAGGAGGGAAAGACUCUUCAUCACGGCCCGCCGAAAAGCAAAGAGACGCCAUCACAGGAGACAGGAAACUGGUUGUACAUUAUGUGUUUUAAGUUUCUUUUUCUUUUUUUUUUUAAAGGUUUUAUUUUAUUGUAGAGGAGAAUCCGACCAGGAUGUUUUUUAACAAGUCAGUUGUUCUAUUUUGACUAUAAAGAAAAUGGCAGUUGUCACCAUUUUUGCCAUGAGCCCCCGCAGACAGGAUAGGUGUAGUUUGUGUUGCCUUGUAGCUUUUUCUUUUGGCAUUUUUCUUUCCUCCUCAGUCCUCCCUAGUAGACUUAUGAAGUGAACAAAUGAGUUGCCCAAGGUUGGCUUGAAAAAAAAUCCUUCAAGUAGUAGUUCAAGCCUUAAUACGGCCUUUGAUGUUCGUACAAAGGCGCCUAGCAGAGAUGAGUCUGAUUGGCUAUGAAAUACUGCCGUUAAGAUGUGUACUUCCCGGCUUUGUCAGUCCAAUUGUCAGGCUGAAACAUAAACAAGGAAGCAGGUGUAUUUUUAUUAUAGGUUCGCUGGACCGCAGCUUUUUGAAUUGGUUUCUAUUUUUAAUUCACGUUUUUAUCAAGAGAACUAUAAACCUCCACAACCACAGCCAUAGCCAUGAAGUCAACCAUAUCAGCAGGUUAAUGAUUUACACCGUGUUAUGUUUUUCACGCUGUCAGAGGUUAGUUCUUUGGCAGUUGGCUCUAGUAUUAUUCUUUUUUUAUACGACCAUUAAAUUCCCCUGAAUUGCCCCAUCAGAAGUUUACUGUGACUCUCGGACCAUAACUUU
Molecule: messenger RNA, 1909 nt
Organism: Anoplopoma fimbria (sablefish)
Lineage: Eukaryota; Metazoa; Chordata; Actinopteri; Perciformes; Anoplopomatidae
Gene: drap1
Product: DR1-associated protein 1 (negative cofactor 2 alpha)
Exons: 7
Coding region: 290-994 (234 amino acids)
Biological process (GO): negative regulation of transcription by RNA polymerase II; positive regulation of transcription by RNA polymerase II; transcription by RNA polymerase II
Cellular component (GO): negative cofactor 2 complex; nucleus
Molecular function (GO): protein heterodimerization activity; core promoter sequence-specific DNA binding; transcription coactivator activity
Source: RefSeq, a predicted model, not a curated record